This is a messenger RNA of Branchiostoma floridae (Florida lancelet), 6229 nucleotides long. RefSeq names its product signal peptide, CUB and EGF-like domain-containing protein 1. Gene Ontology annotation, molecular function: calcium ion binding. The transcript has 26 exons. Gene Ontology annotation, biological process: signal transduction. Lineage: Eukaryota; Metazoa; Chordata; Leptocardii; Amphioxiformes; Branchiostomatidae. The record is from RefSeq and is a predicted model, not a curated record. The coding region runs from base 525 to 4235 and encodes 1236 amino acids. Gene Ontology annotation, cellular component: cell surface.
GAAGUCUCCAACCUAAAUGACUGCCAGGGAUCAAACAAGCGGUAGGAGCGGCCGGUGGCGCGCGGGGACGUGUUUCAAAGGAACGGGCUUCAUGCAUCAGGAAGACAAAGCGUCAACCAUGUCCAGGUUUCAUAGUCGCAAUUCCCUGCCAUCUUUAACUAAAAGGCAACUAUUGUGUUCUUUCAAUUUACCUUGUCGCUUUUUGUGCGCACUGAUUGCAAGCUUUUGACCGCUUCACGUGGAGCGUAGUCUCGGCGUUCCUGUUGCCGCGCCCCGGCCACUUUUUAUCGCCAGAACCCGAGACCUUGCGACAAACCUCGGUCUUCCCGCGAGAACACAACCCCUUACCGAGAACACGAGGGGCAAGAAAUCAUCGUUAAUUUAUUUGUAAAUAAACGGCCGGAGGGGAACACCUCGAGGGGAAGCGGAUGGCCGGAGGGCAGCAGGGCUAGCUAGGUUGUUGUCGUCACCACAAGGACAGGACUCCGAUCCAGAACUCCCAGUGACUCUGUUUGGCUGCAGAUAUGGCGGACAUGACAAUUGUUGGAUUUCUUCUCGUCAUUGUCGGAGUGAUGUUUGACCAUGUUGCUGAGGCGCAGAAGGAUGAGAGUGAGUCUAUAGAGCUGGACCUGAGGAAGGGACAGGUGUACGGCUGGAGUAACUACAUCACCGUGCUGACCGGCCCGAGUUACGGCAGCCGGGCAGACUGCGACAGCCAGGCCGUGGUCAGGGUGGACUUCUCGGGCCCGUACAAAUCCGCACGCUUCGUCCUGCAGUACAACGAUCAGCCCCGGCUGUGGACCUUCGACGUGUCCGACUCCCCUGCCGCGGACGGGUACGGAGGAGACCCGGGACUCACAUCCAACAUGGCGGAGACUCAGAUCUUCAACAAGCAAAUGCGCGUGUACAGUAACAACCUGCCGGGCUACAUGGAUGCUACUAUUGACGGGGACUUGUUGAUUCGGAUUGAAGAUGACAUCAUCGACAGAAACUCCCGGCUGAGUCUGGAGAUCAGUGAUGAGCGGCUGGAGUGGAACCGGAUCGGCUCGAAGAAGAAAGGUUACAUCAACAGCCAGUUCCUGUACACCCUGAGCGGACAGAGACCGAUGUACGGGGAGGUAGACUAUUACAUUUAUGCCGGAUUCAACCGCGUGCCGGCGGGGACAUUCCGGUCCGGAUCCGGCCUGUGCAAGGCCUCCGUCAUCCUCCUGAAAGCAAAAGAUGUGGAUGAGUGUAUGGAGGGCACGCAUGACUGCCAUCCCAAUGCCACCUGCAGUAAUACACCAAAAUCAUUCCGCUGCCAAUGUAGACAGGGAUACGUGGGCAAUGGUAGACAUUGUGAAGAUGAGGAUGAGUGUGCAGUGAAUAACGGGGGCUGUGUACACGAGUGCACCAACACACAAGGGAACUACCGCUGUGACUGCUACGAUGGCUUCAUGCUCCACGACGAUGGACAUAACUGUAUCGAUGUUGAUGAAUGUGCUGUAAACCGUGGUGGUUGUCAGCAGAUCUGUCUGAACAACAUGGGGAGUUAUGAGUGCCGCUGUAGUGCAGACUUCGUCUUGAGUGACAACGGCCACACCUGCAUCAGUAACAAAGGUAGUGGGAACUGUAAGAAGCAGGAACAUGGCUGUGCCCACAUAUGUCAGGAGACUAACAGGGGAACUAUCUGCCAGUGCAGGCCUGGGUUUGAACUUGCUCCCAACAGGAAGGACUGUAUAGUGACUUGUUCCCAUGGUAACGGAGGCUGUCAGCACGAGUGCCAGGAUACAGACAACGGGCCUGUCUGCACCUGUCAUCUCAACUAUCUCCUGGCCUCCGAUGGCAAGACUUGUAUAGGUGAGUCUGAGACGUGUGCAGUGAAUAAUGGGGGCUGUGACCGGCAGUGUAAAGAUACGCAGAGCGGCGUACGCUGUAGCUGUCCUGACGGAUUCACCUUGCAGCCAGAUGGGAAGAAGUGUCUGGAUGUUGAUGAGUGUCGUAUCGGCAAUGGUGGCUGUGAUCAUGACUGUAGAAACACAGUUGGCAGCUUCACCUGCUCCUGCCACAAGGGGUACAAGCUGCUCACCAAUGAGAGAACCUGCAUAGAUAUAGACGAGUGUUCCAUCAACGGCACGUGUGACCACACCUGUGAGAAUACACCUGGUAGUUUCUGGUGCUACUGUAACCAAGGUUACCAGGCCUACGGCAUCACACACUGUGGAGAUAUUGAUGAAUGUUCGAUAAACAAUGGUGGCUGUCACCAUACCUGUAAGAACUACCUGGGGCAUUACGAGUGUUCCUGUCGAGCUGGGUACAAGCUUCACCCCAACAAAAAAGACUGCAUAGAAGCAGAGAUGUGUAUACCCCUGAAGGCACCAGCCAAGGCAGUGCUCACCUGUAACAAGGUGGGUGACAAGGAGACGUGUGGCCUGACCUGUAAGACCAGCGCCCACUUCUCCUCAGAGUCGGAAGACACGUACACUUACAGCUGUGGCAGCGACACUGAGUUCGAGUGGACACACGAGAAAGUCAACGCUACCAUGCCCAGCUGUUCAGAGCAUGUCAAUGCACCCAGCCUGAAGAGAAAAGCACAGUUUAAGUUCUCGGCAGACAAAUGCCGACUGAGAAGAAGACACCGAGAACGAUUUCAGGACAACUUCAGCAGGGCAUUAUCAACUCAUGAGUUGUCCUCUCUAACUGGUUUGUCCUACUCAGAGAUAGUGUCCCUCUCUCACAUGGCAGAGCAAAGAAGGUACCCUUGUACAGAGCUAUGUCAGGUAAACUAUGUCAACCUUCGUUGUGGCAACCGCCCCACACGCACCCGCCGUGCUAAAAAACGCCGCGGCAGGCGACGGAAAGGCCGGCGACGUGAGGUGGAGGGUCAGUCUGGGUCGGUCAUUGUGGCCGAGUUUGAACUGCAGAUGAACCCAGAGGAACCUACGGAUAAAUGUGAUGUGAACUGUGUCCGUAGAAGAACAGAAAAGAAGCUUAGAAGAACAGUCAACACCCUGAGGAAAUCCAUCAACAGGGAACAGUUCUUUGUCAGGUUUGCGGGGACGGACUAUGAGGUGAUGAGGAGGUCGUUGAAGGCUGACAGGGGAGUGGAGUCUAUCUGCACACUGGGACAGAUCAUGGUGGGAGACAAGUGCAUCAGCUGCAGUGUUGGCUCAUACUUUAAAAUGGAGAGUGGCCGCUGUGAAAAGUGCCCGUCUGGCACCUACCAGGAUGAAGAGGGGCAACUAACAUGCCAGCCCUGCCCCAGCGAAGGAAGCCGCUCUGCAACUGGCAUUGUUGGAGCAAGGAAUAUCACGGAAUGUGGAGUUCUAUAUCACACCAUCCUAGGCCAGUGUUCCCCGGGCCACUUCAGCUGGGAUGGUUUUGUGCCGUGUAUCCCGUGUGAGCUUGGCACCUUCCAACCAGACCCCGGCAGGACCUCCUGCUUCUCCUGUGGGGGAGGGGUCGGCACCAUCAGCGAUGGGGCUACCAGUUUUGAACACUGCAUUGUUCGGGAAUCCUGUUCAGCAGGCCAGUACUACAAUGUCCAGGCUGGGCAGUGUCAUCGCUGUCCUCACGGCUUCUACCAGCCCAGGGCUGGACAGAACUUCUGUGUGCGCUGUCCAGGCAACACCACCACUGACUUUGAUGGUUCCACCAAUGAAAAUGAGUGCAAAGACAGAACCUGUGGAGGUGAGAUAGGAGACUUCAUGGGGUACAUCCAGUCCCCUAACUACCCCGGGAACUACCCGUCCAACGUGGAGUGUACCUGGCACAUCGUCCCGCCCAAGGGCAGGCGCAUCCUGGUGGUGGUGCCGGAGAUCUACCUGCCUGCUAAGGAUGACUGCGGGGACGUGCUGGUCAUGAGGAAAGGAGCAUCACCAUAUUCUGUGACAACCUAUGAGACCUGUCAGACAUACGACAGGCCGAUUGCCUUCACUUCUCGGUCACGAAAGCUGUGGAUUCAGUUCAAGUCCAACGGGGCCAACAGCCAGAAAGGCUUUCAAGUGCCAUACGUUACCUAUGACGAAAAUUAUCAAGACCUCAUUGAGGACAUUGUGCGAGAUGGUAGGCUGUAUGCAUCGGACCAUCACCAGGAGAUACUCAAAGAUAAGAAACUGGUGCAGGCCUUGUUUGAAGUGAUAGCGCAGCCCCGGAAUUACUUCAAGUACAGCUCAGCAGAGUCUACGGCCAUGUUCCCACGCUCUUUUAUAAAGUUGCUGCGAUCUAAAGUCACCAGAUUCUUCAGACCAUUUUAAAACGACAAAAAGCUGGUGAAGGCACUGUUAGAUGUGAUUGCAGAACCUGUGAAUUAUUUCAAAUAUACAGCUUCCCAAGCGAGGGCCAUGUUCCCACAAUCCCUUAUCAACUUCCUGAGGUCAAAGGUUGCCAGAUUCUUCAGAACAUUCUGAGAAGAUUGUUGCAGUUCCUGUUGAAAGAAAACAUCAUAAGAUGUUGUUGCUACAUUUUUGAUAAAGAAUGUUACGAGAUUUAUGUCAGUUAGGGGGUAAAUGAUAAAAGGUUAUUAAGUCCAACAAUUUGGAACCAAGCUUGAAUUAUGACUUAACUCUUAACAAUAAGAAUAAACUUUACUGUAUCAACCAUUGACUCUGAGAAAGAUGCAUUUUUCUACAGUGAUUAUCAAUCUUAUCACUUAGAACAAGUUAGUACAUGUACACUUUUGAAGUUUACAGUGAAACAUUAAUACUGAGUCUACUGAUAGAUGGUUUGUUGUGAUUGAUGCAGUACAUGAAUGUUGAGAGAUUAUGGUUAAGAGGCAACUACCUGUGUUUUUGGUGAGCUUGUGCAGUGAUAUUGGAGAGUGGAAACCAUGGCCAACUUGCAUUGGUACACAUGUGAAUAUGCAGAUCCUUUAUUUAGAGCCUUCUUCUAAUUAACCAAAAUUUACAGGAAAAUGCGUAGACUUUGCUGACUUAUAUCAGAUAUUAGAUUUGAAGCUUCUAGUAAAAUAAGCGGUCAGAUGUGACCAUAUACCAGUGUUGCAAAUGGUGCAGUAUGUGUAUUAUUUUUGUAGAAAUGAGGAAUUGGUAGGUUUGUUUCAAUUUCAAAUAUUUAGGCUUGGUGUUGGGAAGAGGAUAACUGUUGGGUAUUAGGCUCUUCAUGUGGAACAAUUCUAACAUCAACUGUCUCACUAACAUUAUUUUGUAUGAUACAAAAAGUUAUUUUUAUCGUGAUUUUAUAUCAAUGCAAGGGAAGACUGUGUAAAAGUGUACAGAAGUGAAUUUAACCUAUUGUAGUAUUUUCAAGCUGUCUUGUGUGAAUAGAAAGGGGACAACUAUUAGAGAUGAUUAAUAGCUGUGCAUGGCUUCGGUUGAAGUAGAAAAUAAGUAGGAAAGGAAAUUGAAAAUAGAAAAAAAACAUAUCUAAUGUUUACUUGAGAUGAGGCUCUUACUAGAGUCAUUAAGAAAUUUGAAUAAAUGAAUAGAGCUUUUCUAACAUCUGAAUAGUCUCUCCCUUAAAUGUAGCAAAUUUAUGAACAUCCUGUACAGUAGUGAUUCUACAACACUGUAGGCACCCAUGCCAAAUGUUUCACCAGAAGGGCAUACAUGGAUAACAAUAAAGGAUGGCCUUUCGGAAAAGAAAGAAGACUAAUUUGGUGCAGCAAGCAUUGCUACUCAUAUUGAUUAAAGUUGCAGUCUUUAUGAAGAAACUGUACCUUUGUACCCAUUAGACAUGUUCAGGUGUGGGAAUGUACACAGUGGAGGAAACAAAAUUGGAAUGUCCCUACAAGCUUGUUAUGUUAAUGUUUGCAUAGAUUUGCACUUGAUGUAGAAAUCUUUUAUGUGGGAAAGUGCUUGGAUUGAGGUAUUUUGAGAGUGUAUUGUAGUUAGUCUUUUAUAUUUCUUCCCUAUGCUUGAGAGUUUAUUGUCUUUUUUGUAAUGCACUCAAAAGUGCAACUCUGAGAUGUACUGAUGUAUUAUACAUGAUAGUUAUUGCACGUACGCAUGUAAGGGGCAGCAAUGGAACAUGCUUUGGGGUGAUACUUGUGACAGCAACAUUUAUUGUCUAAAAUGAUUUUUACACAAUAUUCUUUCAUUACAUGCCCAUAUGUAGCCAUUAAAGAUACUUUACUAGGUUUCUUCCUCUAGAAUGUGGCAACAGCUUGCAAUGGUUAGUUUAUGCCAUUUUAUACUGUUAAUUGCAGUUUACACCAACAGUCUCCCAAUAUUAAAGUCUGUAUGUCAUUUCACUGGAAUAAUUAAAAGCCAGUAUUGGCACCUGCAGCUUUUUC